Molecule: messenger RNA, 957 nt
Organism: Cadophora gregata
Lineage: Eukaryota; Fungi; Ascomycota; Leotiomycetes; Helotiales; Ploettnerulaceae
Exons: 1
Coding region: 1-957 (318 amino acids)
Molecular function (GO): S-adenosylmethionine-dependent methyltransferase activity
Source: RefSeq, a predicted model, not a curated record
AUGUCAACACCUCAACCCACCAUCUCCAGCGAAAAGACCUUCACGUCCUACACCAAAGACCAAGGGAAAUCCUACGCCCAAGUCCGCCCGUCCUACCACCCCAAACUCUACGAAACAAUCCUCAAGCAUCACACCUCCACCGGCGGCCAACUCACCACCCUCCUAGACGUCGGCUGCGGCCCAGGAAUCACCACUCUCGCCCUCGCACCAAACUUCACUCUUUCCAUGGGCCUCGAUCCCUCCGAGGGCAUGAUAAACAAUGCGCGCUCUCUGGGCGGCGGCUCAACCGCCUCAUUAUCUCCCAUCCGCUACGAGAUCUCCACCGCCGAAGACCUAGGCUGGCAUCUCACUCCUCCAGUCGCAGAAGCGAGUGUUGAUCUCCUCACUGCGUCUACAGCCGCGCAUUGGUUCGACAUGGCUGCUUUCUGGCCGCGCGCAGCUCGAGUUCUUAAACCGGGUGGGACAGUUGCGCUCUGGACGACGGGACAGUUGAGUAUCCAUCCCUCGGUGCCUAAUUCUGAGGCGUUGAAUAAAACACUUAUGGAUAUUGAAGAGAGGGACUUGCAGCCUUUUUUUGAGCCGGGAAACUGGCUCACUCGGAACCUCUACACGGGUUUGCCUCUCCCGUGGACGCUUGACACUCCUGUCCCUGAGUUCGACGAAAGUAGUUUUGUGAGGAUGGAAUGGGGGACGGGGGAGAAUGAUCCGGAGGAGUUCUUUGCGGGGGGAGCGCUGACGAUGGAUCUGGAUAAGAUGGAGAAGAUUAUGGGGACGGCGAGUCCGGUACAGCGCUGGAGGGAGGCGCAUAAAGAGGCUGUUGGGACGGAGGGUGAUGUGGUGAAGAGGAUGAGGAGGGAGAUUGAAAGGUUGUUGAGGGAGGCGGGGGUCGAGGAAGGGAAGGAGAUUAUCAAGGGGAGUCCGAAGGGGGUCUUGUUGGUGGUGAAGAAGAAGGCUUAG